Helianthus annuus (common sunflower) is the source of this 1056-nucleotide messenger RNA. RefSeq lists its product as uncharacterized. The record is from RefSeq and is a predicted model, not a curated record. NCBI's taxonomy places the organism in Eukaryota, Viridiplantae, Streptophyta, Magnoliopsida, Asterales, Asteraceae. The transcript has a single exon. Bases 1 to 1056 code for a protein of 351 amino acids.
AUGAAGGAUCUUCCAUCUCUGUUAAUAUUGAUGAAGAUUAUUCCAAGACUUUCGGCAAAGGAGGUUAUACGGUGCAAGGCUGUGUCUAAAGAGUGGUUAGCCUAUCUUUUAACUCCUGAGUUUUCUAAGAAUAAUUGUCGUUUCUUGCGAGUAUUAGGUGACCAGAAAAUAAUUGCUCUUGACAAAUCAUCGUGUGCGAUUCGUUAUGUUGAUGUUGCAUCUCCUAGAUGUGUUUUAGGCAAUAAUAUUCACAUUCCCUUCGAUUGUCAUCCAUGUAAUGUGAUCUUUUUAGCAAGUUUGGAUGGCAUGGUAUGUGUUUGCUUAUGUAAUACUGGUGAUUUGGUUGUUUGGAAUCCACUAACUCGUGUGUUCAAGAUGCUGAGAAAUUCUAAUUAUCAGGGAUUUUACAAUAUGGAUGAUGAUAGUCUUGGGUUUUGUGUUGACUCUGCUGGUGAUUACAAAAUUGUGCAUAUUAAACGCACUCAUUUCAGGUUGACUGUUAAUAUUUAUUCGUUUAGUGAAGGUUCAUGGUCAACUCCAAGGUUCUUAAUUGAUAGUCCAUAUGAUAUUGUUGUUUAUAGUUGGUCCGUUGGGAUGUUUUGUAGGAAAAGUUUGUAUUUUGUACUGACCAAAUUCUGGUGUAUGGGUAACACAGCGGUUCUUCGUUUGGAUGUUGAGUCGAAGGUAAUAGAAAAUGUAGGUUACCCAGAUACAUUGAGUGUGGAAUCUAUAGGUCAGUUGGUGACUAUACGAGAUGAACUUCAUAUGUUGGUUAGUAUUGGAAUGUGUAGUGUAGAUGUUCAAUUGUGGCGUCUACAAAAUAAUACUUGGUCAAAAGUGGUGUCUUUUGUACCACGUGUGUUUAUGCCGUUGAUGAUAGGGUCAUCUGUGCACUACAUUGAUGGUAAUAACAAAUUAAUUAUAGUACACGAAUGGGGUGAUAUUGCUCAGAUAAACGUAAGGGCAAAGAAGAUGCAUGGUUAUUUUCCUAUCAUCUUUACACAAGGCAUUGUAGGUGCAAGCUAUAUUGAAACUGUAGUUUCACCACAUGUUUAG